UUUUUUUUUAAAACGAUAUACAAUUUUGAUAUAAAUACUCCAAUAACAAGAUUCUUGAAAAAUAAAAUAAACAUUUAUUUUUUUUUUUACAUUUUCCUAUAAAAUUUACACUAUUUUUUUUCUUAAAAAAACAUACCAGUAAUCAUGACGCAAAAUUCUUCAACUGAAUAUUCUGAAUACCACGAUGCAAAUAAUUUUAAUGAUCCACCAUACGAAAACGAAUCUGUCACUCUCUUAACACACCCACCACUAACUCAACGCAAUGUUUCUCAACAAAAUAAUAACUUUUCUAUGCACCAAAAUCUCCAAAUCUUUUCUAAUUCUAUUAAUGCAUUUGAAGAAAAUAUUAGUAGACAACUUGAACAAGUUAAUGAACUUAAAAGGUUAUUAAAUCAGAUAAGACAAUUUAUUAUCGCGCAACAACCAUCACCACCACCACAACAAACUUCUAUGCCUCAUCGUAUAUACCGAAACCAUGCCCCCAGACCUCAUCCUUAUUUGAAUGAACGUUUAGUUUCUUCUCGUACGCCAACUAUUCGUUAUGGAGCACCAACGUACCGUCAUACUACCGAACAACUCUCUUCACCGGAUGCUCUUCAUUGUCAACAAACUAACGUUCUUGCUGAGACAACCUCUUCCGAUAUUCAGGAUUAUGAAUUUUGGUGAAACUUGUAAUUAUAACUUGUAUACGGAUACAGAUUAUAUGGCUUUAUAAUAAAAU
Molecule: messenger RNA, 721 nt
Organism: Rhizophagus irregularis DAOM 181602=DAOM 197198
Lineage: Eukaryota; Fungi; Glomeromycota; Glomeromycetes; Glomerales; Glomeraceae
Source: RefSeq, a predicted model, not a curated record